UCGCCGCACAGACCCACAGUAUCGCCGAUUAGUAUGUAUUGUGCGGUAUCGGGAUGUAUUCCGCCGCGUCUAUUACCGACUUCGACAGCAACGACGACGAUUAUCCGAACUAUGACGGCGGUAUCAGUGACAGUCGCAGCAGCAACAACAGCCGCAACAGUAGCAACGACAAUGUGUCCGCGUCCGCGCUCAAGUCGUGUCCCGAAUUCGGCGAAUUCGUCGACAACUAUGGUUGGAUUCAGUGUCGAUCUAAGACCUAUCCCGACCGCGUGUACUAUCACAAUACGCGAAGCGGAUGCAACACGUGGUGCAGACCUGUCUCGCGCUGCAUCGACAUUCCAUCCGUCACCGUCAGAAGGGCAAAUUGCACGGGCGAUAUCUUGGAAUCGGCGACCGAUUUGGAACUGAUGUCGGUGUCGGACGACGAAAAGGGUUCGAAACCUUCGGGACAAGUUUCCGCAAGCGAUCAUAGCGAUCAUAACAGAUCGUUGAUCGAUGUCUCGGAUAUUAUAGCGCGAUAUUACUACACUCCCCAGAUGAAUCCUAUUCCCAGCAACCCCAGCACGGAUGACUCGCGCACCUCGUCCGACGAGUACGCGAGCGAAUGUUACGAGAAAAAGGACCGAGCGGACGAGAGCGACGAGAGCGACGAGAACAACAAUGUAGGCGAUUCAAAAGAGGUCCGCUCGCCGUUGUACGCCGCAAACUUCCUCGAGACCGAAUUUUUCGUGGGGAAAGGCGUGGUGAACACCGAGGGGACCAGCCGGAUAUUUAACUCUUUGUUGAAAGAAAACGCCUCCAACGUGCCUCCUUUCCGAGCGAAUCGCGUCGUGUACGGGAUGCCGCGCUUGAAGAGGAUCAGCCUCGAGUGCCAAUUGAUCAAGCCGAGGAGAACGCGCGUCCCCAAGACUCGGGAAGAGCCGGGACCCCGGAAGAUCAUUAGCGAUAUGUACGGGGUGCGGACCAUCAGCUACGAUCUGCCUGAACCGGCUCAGGCGUGCGCGGCGAUGGGAGUGAAGACGACGACGUUGAGCGCGAGCGACGACAGCGACGAGAGCGUGCCACCCUCGCCAUCGUCAAAAAGGAUGCGAUCGUUCGAGUCCGAAUACCGCGACAUAGCGAAGAACUUGCGCCAACCGUUACUGAGCGAAUCGAGUUCCAGUCCGUCGUCACGGUCCGAUACGACCAGCUCUAGCACAAGCCGGAGCACCAACACCAGCACCAGCUCCAGCACCAGCUCCAGCUCGUGCUCGUGCUCGUGCUCCUCGUGCAGCAGAGAAACCUGACGUCCGAACGGAAUGUUCAAAUUCUAUUAUCUAUUAUUUUUAUACGUAGACA
Messenger RNA from Temnothorax curvispinosus, 1338 nucleotides. RefSeq lists its product as uncharacterized. The coding region runs from base 54 to 1286 and encodes 410 amino acids. The record is from RefSeq and is a predicted model, not a curated record. The transcript has 2 exons. Lineage: Eukaryota; Metazoa; Arthropoda; Insecta; Hymenoptera; Formicidae.